This is a messenger RNA of Rhipicephalus microplus (southern cattle tick), 1157 nucleotides long. RefSeq lists its product as uncharacterized. Lineage: Eukaryota; Metazoa; Arthropoda; Arachnida; Ixodida; Ixodidae. The record is from RefSeq and is a predicted model, not a curated record.
AUGGAUGAAAAUGACCUUCUCACCUGGCAACAUGGCUCUUCUGUCACGAUGGCUGGACAGCGCAGUGCUCUAUUUAAGCGUCAGUCUACGACUUGCUGCUUUGGGCUCGACACCGCUGGAAGGAUGCCAUGCUUACGGCCUUUGCUGUUUCAGGUUGGUUACUUAAAUAAUGCUUCUUGCAUAAGAAGUAGCAACCGUUGCUUCCUUGCGGUGUCGUGCCCACCUGAACUUAGGAGUGUUUUGAAGCGAUUAUUAUCUUGCAUGUAUGUAUGUGGUGCCAUGCGCGAACUUUUAUUAAUCCUGGCCGGUGAUGUGGAAUCAAAUCCCGGUCCUAUGAAUAAGACGGAGGCCGACGCAUUCGCUCUAGCCCUUACUGAAAUACGCGAUCUGAAGGAAAGUUACGAAGCUUUGCUCUCAAAACAUGCUACCGCCGAGAUUGAAAUUAAGCAGCUAAAGCGCAAAGUGGAAACGCUUGAAAGAGCCAAUGCUCUUCGAAAUGCUGAUGGGGCUGGUGUAGAUGCUGACGCCCUUCGUGCCAUGUCGGACAAAAUGAAAGCAGCAGACAGCAAAAUUAGAAAUUUGAGUACCAAGGUGAUUUCACUAGAAGAAAUCACCGCUACUCGGUCCGUGACCGCCCCUUCUGGCUCUGUUGACGCUUUGCACGAUGUGACGAACCAACUGUCAAAAAUCACGAAUAGGUGCGACGAGGCAGAAAAUAGGUUACGUCGGUCUAACCUUCUAUUUUUCGGCAUCGAAGAUGACCCCAAUGAGAACUGGGCAGUCUCAGAAGAUAAGAUAGUGAAGUUUUGUUCAGACCACCUAGGCACUUCCAUAUCUAGUCCACAAUUAGAGCGCGUGCACAGACUGGGCAGAUUUAACACAGAUAGACGAAGGCCAAUUAUUGUCAAGUUCACAUUUUUUAAGGACAAAGAGCAAAUUUUGUCAAAAUCGCGUAAGCUUAAGGGAACUAAUUUUUACAUACGCGAAGAUUUUUCCAUGAAAACGCGACAAGCUCGCCAAAAACUUCUGGAAUUCGCAAAGGCUCAAAACAAACGCUUUAAGCUAUCCGUUGAUAAACUUCGCAUUGACAAUAACACCUACGUUUUCGAUCACUCUAGCAACAUAGUUGUGCUGUCUACGAGAUAGCUAGAGGCUAA